GCAGCCAUUUUAAUUCAUAUCUGAGUGGGCGGUGGCGGUUCUUGUUGGCGGUCUGGCUCCGCAGGGCAGGGGGCAAUUUUAGUUGUUUGGGGGUGGUUUUUAGUUUAAUUUUUCUUUUGUAGCUUGGCAUCGCGGGCCAGUUCGCACGUUCUAGUCGUCUGAGGCCAUGUCAGGAGACGGAGCCACGGAGCAGGCAGCUGAGUAUGUCCCAGAGAAAGUGAAGAAAGCCGAAAAGAAAUUAGAAGAGAAUCCCUAUGACCUUGACGCUUGGAGCAUUCUCAUUCGAGAGGCACAGAAUCAACCUAUAGACAAAGCACGGAAGACUUAUGAACGCCUUGUUGCCCAGUUCCCCAGUUCUGGCAGAUUCUGGAAACUGUACAUUGAAGCAGAGAUUAAAGCUAAAAAUUAUGACAAGGUCGAAAAGCUAUUUCAGAGAUGCCUUAUGAAGGUUUUGCACAUUGACUUAUGGAAGUGUUAUCUUUCAUAUGUCCGAGAAACCAAGGGUAAACUACCAAGUUACAAAGAAAAAAUGGCUCAAGCAUAUGACUUUGCACUGGAUAAAAUUGGAAUGGAAAUUAUGUCUUAUCAGAUUUGGGUGGACUACAUCAAUUUCUUAAAAGGCGUGGAAGCUGUUGGAUCUUAUGCAGAAAAUCAGAGAAUAACAGCUGUUCGAAGAGUUUAUCAACGAGGUUGUGUUAAUCCCAUGAUCAACAUUGAACAACUGUGGAGAGACUAUAACAAGUAUGAAGAGGGUAUCAAUAUUCAUUUAGCUAAAAAAAUGAUUGAAGAUCGGAGUAGGGAUUACAUGAAUGCUAGGCGGGUAGCAAAGGAAUAUGAGACAGUAAUGAAAGGUUUGGACCGCAAUGCUCCCUCAGUGCCUCCUCAGAAUACUCCUCAAGAAGCUCAGCAGGUAGAUAUGUGGAAGAAAUACAUACAGUGGGAAAAGAGCAACCCUCUUCGUACAGAAGAUCAGACUCUUAUAACUAAAAGAGUUAUGUUUGCUUAUGAACAGUGCCUGCUUGUGCUGGGCCAUCACCCUGAUAUUUGGUAUGAAGCUGCCCAGUAUCUUGAGCAGUCAAGUAAACUGUUAGCAGAGAAAGGGGAUAUGAAUAAUGCCAAAUUAUUUAGUGAUGAAGCUGCUAAUAUAUAUGAAAGAGCCAUAAGCACUUUAUUAAAGAAGAAUAUGCUUCUUUAUUUUGCAUAUGCAGAUUAUGAAGAGAGUCGCAUGAAGUAUGAGAAAGUUCACAGUAUAUAUAACAGACUUCUGGCAAUUGAGGAUAUUGACCCCACCUUGGUAUAUAUCCAAUAUAUGAAAUUUGCAAGAAGAGCAGAAGGUAUUAAAUCUGGAAGAAUGAUAUUUAAAAAAGCAAGAGAAGAUACCAGAACCCGCCACCAUGUCUAUGUUACUGCAGCACUCAUGGAGUAUUAUUGUAGUAAGGACAAAUCUGUUGCCUUUAAGAUUUUUGAACUGGGGCUAAAGAAAUAUGGAGACAUUCCAGAAUAUGUCCUGGCCUAUAUUGACUAUCUUUCUCACCUCAAUGAGGACAAUAAUACUCGAGUUUUGUUUGAACGAGUUUUAACAUCUGGAAGUCUUCCACCUGAGAAAUCUGGAGAAAUCUGGGCCCGAUUUUUAGCUUUUGAAAGUAAUAUUGGUGAUCUAGCUAGUAUACUCAAAGUGGAGAAAAGACGGUUUACAGCAUUCAAAGAAGAGUAUGAAGGCAAAGAAACAGCUUUACUAGUAGAUAGAUACAAGUUCAUGGAUUUAUAUCCUUGCUCUGCAAGUGAACUAAAAGCGCUUGGGUAUAAGGAUGUCUCCCGUGCUAAGCUAGCAGCUAUAAUUCCAGACCCAGUUGUAGCUCCUUCUAUAGUGCCUGUUCUGAAAGAUGAAGUGGAUAGAAAACCAGAAUACCCUAAACCAGACACUCAGCAGAUGAUUCCAUUUCAGCCACGACAUUUAGCACCUCCGGGCUUACACCCUGUCCCCGGUGGAGUGUUCCCAGUACCACCUGCAGCAGUUGUUUUAAUGAAACUUCUCCCUCCUCCUAUUUGUUUCCAGGGUCCUUUUGUACAAGUGGAUGAACUAAUGGAAAUUUUCCGAAGAUGCAAGAUACCAAAUACAGUUGAAGAAGCUGUGAGGAUCAUAACUGGAGGAGCCCCAGAGCUAGCUGUAGAAGGCAAUGGCCCGGUGGAAAGUAAUGCAGUACUCACCAAGGCUGUCAAAAGGCCCAACGAAGAUUCAGACGAAGAUGAGGAAAAGGGAGCUGUCGUUCCCCCUGUUCAUGACAUUUACAGAGCGAGGCAGCAGAAGCGAAUUCGGUGAAGCAGGCACAGAACCUGCCUCUGAAAGAAAACUCCUAUCCAGGAUUCCUUUUGCCUCUUAAGUCAUAUGUUUAAAAGAGACAAUGCUUUGUUACAAAGUUCUUGGAAACAAAGUUGUAUUGUCAUUGGUGCCUCUAUUCAUAUGCUUCUUGAGAAAAACCAACCAACCUAUGUGAAUUUUAGGAUUUGGAACAGACCUAUGCUCUAAGAAAAAUUAGGUUUUCAAAAAUGUGAGAAGAGUACAAAGUGGCAGAACCACAUUUUGUUCCCGCUUCAAGGGUGUCUUGUAUGUACCACUUGAAGACUUGUGGGUUUUCAACAGUUUUAUUUUAAAAACUGGAUGGCUUAUGAUUGUAAAGCAUUUUAUCACAUUUUCUGAAAACAACAGCUGUUCUUGGUUUGCUUAUGUAGAGUCCUGCCUUAUUGUUUGUUUUAUUUAUGGCAGAAUGUACGGAAUCGGUUUUGUAGUUUAAAAUUUUAAAAAACAAUCCUUUAAAAAAUAAAAGGAUCUCAAAAA
Molecule: messenger RNA, 2836 nt
Organism: Lipotes vexillifer (Yangtze River dolphin)
Lineage: Eukaryota; Metazoa; Chordata; Mammalia; Artiodactyla; Lipotidae
Gene: CSTF3
Product: cleavage stimulation factor subunit 3
Exons: 21
Coding region: 167-2320 (717 amino acids)
Biological process (GO): mRNA 3'-end processing
Cellular component (GO): nucleus
Molecular function (GO): mRNA binding; protein binding
Source: RefSeq, a predicted model, not a curated record